UCAGGUUUCCAUUUUGAAUAUUUUCCGAUAAACAAAGCAGUGGGGAUGCAGAGCACGGGCGAUGCUGCGGCUCCCACGGUUUAUCUUAGUGGAGAGCUCGAGUUAGUAAGUUUUGCGGUUUGCCUCUUGGACACCCCAUCUCCGCGGGCUCGCUUCUCUCCUCUCCUGCACGUGAGCUGCUUGCACCAUCUGCUCAUCACUGCUGAUUUACUCUUCCCCAAGUCACUUAGCAGGGAUGGAUGCAUUUUGAAUGAGUUUUGCUGCUGCUCCCCUAUGCAUGGGAUGGGGCGAGAAAUGGUUAACGCAUGGUUUGCUGAGAGAGUUCACACUAUUCCAGUCUGUAAGGAAGGAACCAAGACCCAGAGCGAAUCCUGCUCUUGCCACCAGCCUGCCAGUGCUGAGACCACCAACUCUGGGACUCCAGUGAGGAAAAUCUCUGCUUCUGAAUUUGACAGACCCUUAAGACCCAUUUUUGUCACGGACUCGGUGGGAGCAGUGAGCUUCCUCUCUGGAUCUGAAAAGAAGGAACAGAUGCCUCUGCAAUCUCCACGGAUUGAGACCAGUGCAGGGGAUCAGUGCUCAAGACUCUUAGAACUUGUGAAAGAUAUUUCUAGUCAUUUGGAUGUCACAGCGCUUUGCCACAAAAUUUUCCUACAUAUCCAUGAGCUGAUAGCAGCUGAUCGUUAUUCCCUGUUCUUGGUCUGUGAGGACAGCUCUAACGAGAAGUUUCUUGUGAGCAGGCUCUUUGAUGUGGCAGAAGGCUCCACCCUGGAAGAAGCUUCAAACAACUGCAUUCGCCUGGAGUGGAACAAGGGCAUCGUGGGGCACGUGGCAGCUAUAGGCCAGCCUCUGAACAUCAAGAACGCUUAUGAGGAUCCAAGAUUCAAUGCAGAGGUCGACCAGAUCACCGGCUAUAAGACUCAGAGUAUUCUUUGUAUGCCAAUAAAAAAUCACAGAGAAGAGGUUGUUGGUGUGGCUCAGGCUAUCAAUAAGAAAUCUGGAAUUGAUGGGACUUUCACUGAACAAGAUGAAAAGGAUUUUGCUGCUUAUCUGGCAUUUUGUGGCAUUGUUCUUCACAACGCUCAGUUGUAUGAGACAUCUUUGCUUGAAAACAGACGUAACCAGGUGCUUCUUGAUCUUGCUAGCCUGAUUUUUGAAGAGCAGCAAUCUUUGGAAGUAAUUUUGAAGAAAAUAGCUGCCACUAUAAUAUCCUUCAUGCAAGUGCAAGGGUGUACCAUUUUUAUAGUGGAUGAAGAUUGUACUGAUUCAUUUUCUAGUGUGUUUCACAUGGAAUCUGAGGAAUUAGAAGAUUCAGCUGAAAAUCUGAAGAGGGACUAUGAUACAAACAAAAUCAAUUAUAUGUAUGCUGAAUAUGUCAAGAAUACAAUGGAGCCACUCAACAUCCCAGAUGUUUGUAAAGAUGGAAGAUUUCCCUGGACUAAUGACAAUGCAGAAAAUGUAAACCAACACAUAACGAGUUUGCUGUGUACACCAAUCAAAAACGGAAAAAAGAAUAAGGUGAUAGGGGUUUGCCAGCUUGUGAAUAAGAUGGAAGAAAACUCAGGCAAAAUCAAGGCUUUCAACAGAAAUGAUGAACAGUUCCUGGAAGCAUUUGUCAUCUUCUGUGGCUUGGGAAUCCAGAAUACACAGAUGUACGAAGCUGUAGAAAGAGCCAUGGCCAAGCAGAUGGUAACAUUAGAGGUUCUCUCAUACCACGCUUCUGCUGCUGAGGAGGAAACGAGGGAGCUGCAGGUAACAGCGGCUGCUGUAGUACCAUCUGCACAAUCUCUCAACUUAACUGAUUUCAACUUCAGUGAUUUUGAACUAUCGGAUUUUGAAACAACCCUGUGCACAAUUCGAAUGUUCACAGACCUCAACCUGGUGCAAAAUUUCCAAAUGAAGCAUGAGGUUCUCUGCAGAUGGAUUUUAAGUGUAAAGAAAAAUUAUCGGAAAAAUGUUGCCUAUCAUAAUUGGAGGCAUGCCUUUAAUACAGCCCAAUGCAUGUUUGCUGCUUUAAAAUCUGGUAAAAUUCAGAGCAAACUGACUGACUUAGAAACACUUGCUUUGCUGAUAGCAACUCUAAGCCACGAUUUGGAUCACAGAGGAGUAAACAACUCCUACAUACAAAGAAGUGAACAUCCACUGGCUCAACUGUAUUGCCACUCAAUCAUGGAGCAUCACCAUUUUGAUCAAUGCCUUAUGAUCCUGAAUAGUCCAGGAAAUCAGAUUCUCAGCAGCCUUUCCAUUGAAGAAUACAAGGCCACACUGAAAAUGAUAAAACAAGCCAUUCUUGCAACAGAUCUAGCACUAUAUAUAAAGAGGAGAGGAGAGUUUUUUGAGCUUCUGAGGAAGAAGCAAUUUAACUGGGAAGAUCCUGUGCAGAAGGAGCUAUUUUUAGCAAUGCUGAUGACUGCUUGUGAUUUAUCAGCCAUCACCAAACCCUGGCCAGUUCAACAACGGAUUGCUGAGCUCGUAGCUACAGAGUUUUUUGACCAAGGAGAUAAAGAGCGGAAGGAACUCAACAUAGAACCAACAGAUCUAAUGAACAGAGAGAAGAAGAAUAAAAUUCCCAGCAUGCAGGUUGGAUUCAUAGAUGCUGUUUGUUUACAGCUGUAUGAGGCCCUAACACACAUAUCAGAGGCCUGCUACCCCUUACUGGAUGGCUGUAGAAAAAAUAGGCAGAAAUGGCAGUCGUUAGCUGAACAACAAGAAAAGAAUCUCAUUAAUGGAGAAAGCAAUCAAGCUAAACGGAACUGAGGUGCUGAUUUGACAACCACGAGCUUAACUACACACAGAAGACAGUAAUUGGGUAGUACUGCAUUUUGCUAAACACUGUAUGGAUUUGGCUUAUGUUUUGCCACUGCUGUAUUAUUUUUCCACAUUUUAAAACAUAGCAUGACCGUGUAUAUGACAAGGUAUGUAAAGACUGUAUAUUUCUUCUAUUUCAUUUGAGUUAAAAUGGAAAAAAAAAUGCAGUUAGUUUAUGCUACCCUGUUCUACAAGAUGGUACGAGUGCAGUUACUUGACUGUCCUUGAGAGCCUAUUACUUUAGAGAUGUAUAUAGUUGUUUAGUGAUCAUGUUUGGCCAGUAUGUUAAAGACUACUGCAUUUGGCACCUUUUUUCCUCUUUCAGUCAUGUUGUGUUAGGAUAUAUAAGUAAGUGAGGAGCAGUGUUGCCUGUUCUUUUCCCAG
Messenger RNA from Tinamus guttatus (white-throated tinamou), 3192 nucleotides. NCBI's taxonomy places the organism in Eukaryota, Metazoa, Chordata, Aves, Tinamiformes, Tinamidae. The record is from RefSeq and is a predicted model, not a curated record.